AUGCUUCUGAAACUGUGCCUGCUUUUCACGUGGAUGGCUUCUGGAACUGAAGUGGCGUUGGAAGACUUGAGUGCUGCUCUUGUGGCCGAAAUCACCGGAGAGAAACUGAUCUCGCAGUUCGAUCACCUGGCGACACACAGCGAUUGUUCACGACCUGGUGUGACGCGACUCGUCUUUUCAGAGCGAGAUGUGGAGGCAAGGGAUGUUAUUAAGAAGUGGAUGAGAGAGGCAGGCUUGUCUGUGAGAGAAGAUGUGAUGGGAAACACAUUUGGUCGUUGGGAGGGUUCUGACAGCACUGCUGGAAUUGUUAUGACGGGAUCGCACAGUGACACUGUUGUCCUGGGAGGUCCAUAUGAUGGUGCACUGGGGACCCUUGGCGCAAUUGCUGCUGUCGGCGCUCUGCAGAAGCUUGGUUUCAAGCCUGUUAAGUCUAUAGAAGCCAUUAUGUUCACCACUGAGGAGGCUUCGCGGUUCAGCAUUCCCUGCCUUGGCAGUCAGGGGAUGACUGGUUUCCUGGAGCCAGAAGUGCUGGACACCUUCAAGGAUGAGAAUGGGACCAGCUUUGUGGAGGCUGCCAACGCAGUGGGCUAUUCUGCAAAGACUGCUCAGGAAUAUGCGGACAAGGCCCUGCUAAAGAAUCCGGGUGACAUAGCUGCCUUUGUGGAGCUGCACAUUGAGCAGGGCCCCGCACUAGAGGCCGAAGGCAAAGAUAUUGGGAUUGUGGAGGCCAUCAUGGCGCCGUCUCUUGUCCGCAUCAAGUUCACCGGGAAGGGCGGCCAUGGUGGCGGCAUGCCCAUGUCUUACAGGAACGACCCAAGCUUGGCGGCUUCAGAGUUGGCUCUGCGGAUUGAGGAGGCAGCACUGGCGACAGGUGCUGCAGAAACCGUUGCAACAGUUGGGCUGUGGGACCAACAGCCGAACAUCUAUAAUGCAGUCCCCAGAAGUGUGCUCCUUGACAUCGAUAUCCGAGACUCUGACAAGGCAAGGAGAGAUGGGGUCAUCAAGAAGACUCUUGACGCAGCAGAGGAGAUAGCUGAGAAGCGCAAGUGUGGCCACACGAAGGAGCUCAAGUUUGAGUACCCUGUCGCAACAUGUGAUGAAAAGGUCCUCAAUGCGAUCCAAACUGCGGCCGACUUGGUGGGCGCAAAGAGCAAGCGCAUGAUCAGCCGCGCAUACCAUGAUGCUGCAUUCAUGGCUCAGAUUGCACCCACGGCUAUGAUUUUUGUUCCCAGCAAGAAUGGCCUGAGUCACCACCCCGACGAGCACACUGCUCCAAAGGAUUUGGCUCGCGGUGUUCAAGUGUUGGCUCUGACGAUUGCGCAAUUGUCAGGCCCCAGCAGCGCUGCAGUGUCUGACAAAUCUGAGCUUUGACUGUUGAGGUGUGCGUACUGUUCUGAUUGUGUAGAAAAUGCAAGGCAAACUUGACCCCCGUAUGGAGCUUUCCUUGGCCAAGGCGCGUCACAUUGAAGAUCCCAGUUACAGAUCAUCAUGAUGAAACGAGAAGGAUCUGGAGCAAAGGAGCGGCAUCAUCUGUUCCAGGCUCUACAUGCGCAUGUGCAUAUGCAUGCUUUGUGGACAUAAUAAGAUGUGUGCUGGGAACUGUGAUGUCGUAUUCAGCACUUUGCUAGCAAACAUUGCGUCUUUUAACAUGCAAACCACAUGUGC
Molecule: messenger RNA, 1665 nt
Organism: Coccomyxa subellipsoidea C-169
Lineage: Eukaryota; Viridiplantae; Chlorophyta; Trebouxiophyceae; Coccomyxaceae
Product: N-carbamyl-L-amino acid amidohydrolase
Exons: 8
Coding region: 1-1371 (456 amino acids)
Molecular function (GO): hydrolase activity, acting on carbon-nitrogen (but not peptide) bonds, in linear amidines
Source: RefSeq, a predicted model, not a curated record